GAAGAAAAUUAUUCGAGUAGCAGAUUAUUUACAAGUAAAAUUCACAACUUUGGAAAUCUACCUGAACCAAGAAAUGCAACAGAAGUGUUUCAUAGUAAAUUGUAUGAUUUUAACAUUCCUAACAAUAGUGAUAGUGAAAAAUUACCCGAAGAAUUUAUAAAGUUACAAGUAAAUUCAAGUGAAAUAAUUCAACAACAAAUGGAAAGGAAAGAUAUUGAUAUUGAUGAUGGUGAAAAAGUAAUAAUUCAACAAAAAAUGAAAAGACAAAAUAUUGGUGAUAUUGAUGAUGAUGAAGUACAAGAUGAAUUGGAAAUUCCUGAUGGUAAGUUCUCACAUAAAUAA
Rhizophagus irregularis DAOM 181602=DAOM 197198 is the source of this 342-nucleotide messenger RNA. The record is from RefSeq and is a predicted model, not a curated record. NCBI's taxonomy places the organism in Eukaryota, Fungi, Glomeromycota, Glomeromycetes, Glomerales, Glomeraceae.